This is a messenger RNA of Cordyceps fumosorosea ARSEF 2679, 570 nucleotides long. RefSeq lists its product as hypothetical. Lineage: Eukaryota; Fungi; Ascomycota; Sordariomycetes; Hypocreales; Cordycipitaceae. The record is from RefSeq and is a predicted model, not a curated record. Bases 1 to 570 code for a protein of 189 amino acids. The transcript has a single exon.
AUGUACAUUGACCGCGCCGAGUGGCACCGACCGAGGGUCCCGCAGGGUCUCGACCCCGCGGCCGCCAACACGCACAUCGGCAUGUUCUUCACCUGGCUCCUGAAGAGGAACCUGCUCUCCUACGAACACAUCGAUACCCACCUUCCGUUCCUCGACGGCGUGCGCUUCAAGUACGAGACGGGGGCCCAGUACAUUGUCUCGCAGUGCCGCGGCGACCUCGAGACCGGGGACGUGUACGAGCGCGUCGAAGACUUCAUGCUCGAGUAUUACCGGAGCAACGAGACUCUCAGCAACAUCGGCGAGAGAACGUACAUUGGGGACUAUACGCGCGUGCUCGGGUUUGGACUGCCGACGAUGUAUCAUGUUGAGGAUACUUGGGAAAACUUUGACAGGAUCGUGACCUGCAUCGAUAUUGCCUGGUUUCUCUGGCGUGAACGGCAAUACUCGGCGGAUAAUUGGAUGGGUUGGUGGGCGUAUAACAAUGGCUUGCCAGACGGGUCGUUGCCAGACGAAGAGCUGCCGGACGAAGAGCUGCCGGAGGAAGAACUGCUCAGCGAAGAACUGAUCUAA